Molecule: messenger RNA, 1215 nt
Organism: Dreissena polymorpha
Lineage: Eukaryota; Metazoa; Mollusca; Bivalvia; Myida; Dreissenidae
Exons: 3
Coding region: 295-723 (142 amino acids)
Source: RefSeq, a predicted model, not a curated record
UUAACAAAACUGGAAAAAGACCUGUGCCGUUAUUUUUACCGUACAGAGAUUAUUGCAAAACGAGGUCGAAUAUCUGCAGUACUGUUUCCAAGACAGGUGAAAGAAAAUAUCGACCUCCUGAUACGCAGCAGAAAUUCUCUAACAAACUGUUUCAAAAGUAAAUAUCUUUUCGCAACAAAAUCUGCAUCAUCGCAUAUUCGUGGGACAGAUGUAUUACGUUCGAUUGCAAUUGACUGUGGAGCUGAACAUCCGGAAAGGCUUCGUUCUACAAAGUUAAGGAAACAUAUUGCCACAAUGACUCAGCUUUUUAACUUGUCUGAAAAUGAAUUAGACAUUCUAGCUAAAUUUCUUGGUCACGACAUUCGGGUACAUAGAGAAUUCUACAGAUUACCAGAUGGAACCAUGCAGGUUGCCAAAGUCAGCAAGCUGCUCAUGAUGAUGGAAAGUGGACAAAUUACCAUAAAUUCUGUCAAUUCGCUAGACGAUAUUGAUGUUGACGACGAAUGUAUUGAAGAUGAACAAUAUUCUUCUGAAUCAUCAGAAAAUGAAAAUACUGAAGACCUCGAAACUCUUCUUCCCAGCCCCAGUCAACCAAAAAUAACAGACAAGGAAAAGGGUACUUCAAAUACCAGGAGAACAAAACAAGCAGCCAAAAAGCAAUGGAGUGAAAACGAAAAAGGAGCUGUUCACAGACACUUUGGUCGUUUUUUUGAUAAUGGGUAAAUUACCAGGGAAAAAAGAAAUACUUGCGUGUAUUGAAAGUGAGAAUGACCUUCACAACAGAAGUUGGAAAAAUGUCAAAGACGUUUGCAGAAAUUUAAUUGAAACAAAAAAGCGACGGGGACUUUUAACUCAAAAAAAUAUUACACAUAUAAUGCACGUUUAGGAGAAUACGUUAAAGGAUGAAGUUGCCACAUGUGUUUUGUGUGUUUUCUUGUUCUAUAUACUCUUUUCGAAAACGAUAUAUGUGUGCUUAUUGUAUUUGAAUGUUUUAUUAAUACUGUUCAGUCAAAAACGAUAUUUGUUCAUAAUCAUAUCGCCGAACAAAUUAGGAUUGGUAUAUAGUUCGGCCAAAGAGUGUUUCUUUGUACUUUCUAUUACGAGUUUCUACGAGUUACUCACUAUACAAGUUAUUUUUUACCCUAAACUUGGUGAAUAUGAAUGAAUAUAGCAAACAUGAUAACAAAUCAAUCUAGAAGGCUAAACGUUCAGAGA